This is a messenger RNA of Solanum lycopersicum (tomato), 3192 nucleotides long. NCBI's taxonomy places the organism in Eukaryota, Viridiplantae, Streptophyta, Magnoliopsida, Solanales, Solanaceae. The record is from RefSeq and is a predicted model, not a curated record.
AUGGCAGCUGUUGAUAAUGAAUUACCAGAAGAACUGAGUCAUAAUCACCCAUUGUUCUUGAACAACAUCGAUAAUUCAGGUGUUAUGCUAGUCUCGAUUCAGCAAUCUGGAUCUGAGAACUUUUUGAAAGAAGCAUAUGGAGAAAACUUGAAGAACUUGUGGGAACGAUGUAAUGCCAUUGUUCUGUCUUGGAUAAUGAACUGUGUAUCAAAAGAAUUACUCAGUGGGAUUGUUUACUCAACAAAUGCAGCAGAAGUGUGGAAAGAAUUGAGUGAAAGGUAUGAUAAAGUAGAUGGAAGUCGAAUCUAUCAAUUACACAAAGAAAUUGCAACUAUCAGUCAAGGUAUGAAUACAAUUUCAGUGUAUUUUUCUAGAUUGAGAGAACUAUGGGUAGAGUAUGAUAGUUUGGUUCCUAUAGCUAGUUGUGGUUGUCCUGGUUCAAGAGAUCUCAGUGUGUUUAUGCAUAAUCAAAAAUUGUUGCAGUUUCUCAUGGGUCUUAAUGAGUCAUAUGAUCAAGCAAGAGGCCAGAUUCUUAUGAUGAUGCCUCUUCCUUCUCUUAGCAAGGCAUAUUCCAUGUUGACUGAGAGAGAGAGUCAGCCUAGGAUUACACAAUCUGUUAGUAGUGAACAAGUAGAAUCGCAUGCAAUGUUUACUGCUCGAAGUCAAUCUAUACCUAAACAUAAAAAUCCUAAUGUUCCUAGCUAUGAUUCAAGUGUGUAUUGUGACUAUUGUAAUAGAACAGGACAUACUCGAGCUGUAUGUUUUCAACUUCAUGGAUGUCCUCCUAGUCUUGAAAAAAGGAAGAAAGGAUCAUCAUAUGGUAGUGGGAGAAAUCAUAAUGAUAAAAGACAACUUCAUACAGCUCAUAAUGCUGUUAGUAAUGAUCAAGAAGAGUUUAGUUCUAAUAGAGAAGAAAGUUCAAGCAACAAUGCUUAUAAUCAAAGCUGCAAUGGAGGAGUAAAUCAUAAUGACUAUAAUAGAGGAUUUAGUGUCAUUCAGGAUCAAUACAAUCAGAUUCUACAAAUGCUUGGACAUACAAAUGCUAAGGGAGGAACAGAAGGGUCAGGCUCACAUCUAACAGUGCUGCAAAUGCAAAUAUGGUCCAAGAUUAUGCAUCUUCAACAGGACCUCUACAAUGGGCAGGUGAGGGGGAUUGGUAGAGAAAGUGCAGGUCUCUAUCAUUUACCUAUUCACAAGUGUUCCAAGGAAGUACACUCUCGUACAAUUUGUCCACUAGCUAAACAACAUAGACUACCAUUUGUUCAUAGUACUUCAAUGUCUACUCAGGUUUUUCAGCUGUUACAUAUUGAUGUAUGGGGGCAAUUUAAUACUGCUACAUAUGAUGGGAAUAGAUUCUUUAUAACAAUUGUUGAUGACUGUACAAGAAUGUUAUGGCUCUUUCUAAUCAAGUUGAAAAGUGAUGUUUGUGUUGUGCUACAAAACUUCUUUGUGCUAGUUCAAACACAGUUUCAGUCCAAAGUUCAGAUCAUUAGAACUGAUAAUGGUUCAGAAUUUGUAAAUGCUGAGUGUAACAAGCUUUUUGUCAGUAGAGGGAUCAUUCACCAAAGAACUUGUAUACAUACUCCUCAGCAGAAUGGCAUAGCUGAAAGAAAAUAUAAACAUAUCUUGGAGAUAGCUAGAGCAAUGAUGUUUCAAGGUCACAUUCCAAUCAAAUUUUGGGGGCAUUGUAUACUGAGUGCCGCAUAUAUUAUAAAUAGGCUUCCUACACCAGUGUUACAAGAAGGAUAUAUACUUUAUGAUCUGAAGAACAAGUAUUUCUUUCUUAGCAGAGAUGUCUUGUUCAGAGAAUCAACAUUUCCUUUUGCAAUACCAACCUCUACAGCUUGGCAACUAUUUCCUACUACUUUCUCAUCAGACAUUGCUUCUGAUCCUACACAGUUACCUCUAAAUAAGGUUGACACUGGUACAUCCACAGUAGAUGGUUCCAUUCCUGAACAAAGAAGGUCCACAAGAAGUAGUAGAGCUCCUUUAUGGAUGAAAGAUUAUGUAGCUGCUGCAAGUCUCAAGUCUAGUAAUAAGCCAACAUACUCUAUUGACAAAUAUGUUGCCUAUGAUCAUCUACAUACAUCAUAUCAGGCAUUCUUAUCUAAUUUUGGUAAUGAUAUUGAACCAUCAACAUUUGAGGAAGCAUGUUCUGAUCAGAGAUGGGUGGAUGCUAUGAAAUCUGAAAUUUCAGCCUUGGAUGCUAACAACACUUGGACUGUUGUUCCAUUACCACCAGGCAAGAAGGCUAUUGGGUGCAAAUGGGUGUUUAAAAUCAGGUAUUUAGCCUCAGGAGAAAUAGAUAGAUUUAAAGCUCGAUUAGUUGUAAAAGGUUUCAAUCAAAGAGAAGGAAUUGAUUAUCAAGAAACCUUCUCUCCAGUAGUUAAGAUGAUUACUAUCAGAAGUGUAUUAGCACUUGCUGCUGCUGAGAAAUGGCAUGUUCAUCAAAUGGAUGUUUCAAAUGCAUUUCUGCAAGGUGAUCAGUUAGAAGAAGCACCUAGACAGUGGAAUGUAAAGCUUACUGAGGCACUACUCAAUCUUGGCUUUGUACAAAGUCAUCUAGAUUACUCAUUGUUUAUAAAAAGGAUUGACAAAUCUUUGGUGGUAAUAUUAGUAUAUGUAGAUGAUAUGAUGAUUACUAGAAAUGAUCUGAGUUUGAUAAAGGAUACAAAAGGAAUACUGCUGAAUACUUUCAAGAUGAAAGAUUUAGGAGAUCUAAGAUUGGGGAGCUUAUUUACACACAAGAAGGUCAGUUUCAGGCUUUAUGGUAAAGAUAAAUCAAAGAAACAGGCCACAGUAUCUAGAAGCUCAGCUGAAGCUGAGUAUAGAUGUAUGGACAAUUCAAUAGCUGAGAUUACAUGGAUAGUUAAGUUGUUUGAAGAACUUGGAGCUAAGAUUCAAACUCCAGUCAGUGUUUACAGUGACAGUAAGUUAGCAAUACAAAUUGCUGUCAAUCCAGUUUUACAUGAAAGAACAAAACAUAUUGAGUUGGAUUGUCAUUGCAUACGUGAGAAAAUUCAACAAGGAUUAGUUGAAACAAAGUAUCUACAUACAAAGGAACAAGAAGUUGAUAUGUUAACUAAAGGUUUAGGAAAAUCUCAACAUGAAUAUUUGUUAUCCAAGUUUGGUGUAAUGAACUUGUUCAUACCUCCAAACUUGAGGGGAAGUAUUGAAGAAGGUGUCACUUGA